ACAGGUAUUGCCGUCAUAGUUGGCCGUGAGACCCGCCGACGCAGAUAAUACCGCAAUGGGUGUCCACUUCGAACCAGGCUCGUUUCUGAUAUUCUCAUCAUCCGCGUACGCUCGGUCAUUGGCCACCAAACGAUGAUACCUGGUAUGAUCAGAUAGGGAGCAUGGAGAAUACCUCCCCGAUACGUAGCACCUCAUCGGGCGACAGCUCGUCCUCGACCCAGUCGGAACCACGUCGCAAUGCCUCCACCAGCGAGCCAGCAAGAAGGAAGUCCACCAUCUCGACUGUCCUGCACCAGCCCAGCGACAUCUCUGGAAAGAAUGCCAAGCCCAAGCAGUCCCUGCUCGAGAAGGCCACCGCAAUGUGGAUCGCCAACACCGGUAUUGACUCCAAGACGUAUCGAUCUAUGUUCAAGUCGGCCGUUGCCCCCACGAUCACUCUGGCGCUGUUUCAAGUCGACAGCUUCGCCAGCUACUAUACCACCCAGGGAUAUCUCGCGAUUAUCAUGACGAUUCUCACCAUGGUGAUCAUGCCAAGGGCAAAGUUGCUGCAGACCUUGUUGGUCAGCAUCCUACUCGCCUGUCUCGGUGCCGCAGUGGCUCUGCUGGCCAUUUAUUGCUGUGUUGCUGCUCGACGCGGUGACACGAACACUUACAACUCGUCUGCGAGUGCUGUAGCCGCAGUCUGGCUCGGUUUUCAAGUGUUCUGGUUGAGUGUGCUUCGUGCCAAACUACCGCAAUACAACAUCCCUUGUAUCAUGUGGGCCAUCUUCGCGAACGUGAGCAUGAUAUACGGACCUCAGUUUGCCACUAUGGCUCUCGCAAAGUCCUUUGUCAAAAAUCUGCUUGUUAGUUUCUUCACUGGAUUCGGCAUCGGAGCUGGUGUCUCCUUACUCGUGUUCCCCACCAAUAGCCGGCAAGUCGCUUUCGCCGGGAUCACCAGCUACAUUGCAUCUCUGCGUGGCGCUUUGCAGGCCAACUUGAAUUAUAUGCAUAGCCUGGAGCGGGAAGACAUGUUUGCAGCUGCCGCAACCAACACGAUUGGUGAGAAACCUCCCAAGUCUGCCGAGGCCCGUGCCUUCAAGCAGAAGAUGGCAUCGCUUUCCGCGUUGCAUGGAAAGUUGACCACCGAUCUGCCUUUUGCAAAGCGCGAAGUCGCCAUGGGAAAGAUUGGACCAAUGGAAAUGCAGGAGACAUUCCGGCUCUUGCGGAUGAUUAUGAUACCAACGGUCGGCCUCAGCUGUAUGGCUGACAUUUUUGUUCGCAUUGCGGAAACGAGAGGAUGGGAUCGAGACGUUGACUUCUCUGAAGCGAAAGCUGAAGAUGCCACUAACGAAAGUGAAAAGCUUAGGAUCAAGGCUGUCAAUGAUUGGCAUGCUCUCAUGAAGCGCCUCCGAGAACCCUUUGGCCAGAUCACUCAGACCAUUGACGAUGGGUUAGAGCAUGUUCGAGUGGUGCUGCAGCUCGGGGCGAAAACAUGGAAGAAGACGAGAGGAGAGCCAGAUGUCGAAAAGGGAGACGACAAGCCUAAACCUGGAGACGAAGGAUUCGCACAAUCCUUUCUGCUUCAGUCCAAUGCCUUCCACGAAAGUAAGCAAGUGAUGUUACGAGAGUGGUCAUCUUUGCACGGCAUCGAAUUGCCGGAAGGAUUCUUUGAUCAUCCCGAAGGAAUGGACGUCAAGACCCCUGGUUGGAUGCAGGAGGGCAUGCUGACCGAGUCGCACAAGAGACUUCGACGACAGCUCUUCCUAUGCUUGUAUAUGGAGUUUCUACUGAUUAGCAUUGCUCGACGCACGUACAAUCUCAUCGUAGCCGUGGAUACGUUGCGCGCCAAUGGUAAGCUCGACAAGAAGAGAUUGAUCGUACCAGGCUACAAGAGAUCUCGAAAGUGGUUCAUGAGCUUGUUCCGAGGUAAUGAAGAUGCUCAUGAUGACAAUGAUUUUGCUACGGACGGCCAGACACGUCAGGUAUAUCUUGGCGAUGCGUACCAGAGGAGGAAAGACCCGGAGCACUUGCCCCCUGUGAAUGCCUGGGAGAAAUUUGGAGACAACUUGAGAAAGAUUUCGCAUUUCUUCCAGUCUCCUGCUGCUGCGUUCGCACUACGAGCUACUAUUGCAACGAUGAGCAUCGCUAUCAUCAGCUAUCUCCGGGACACGCAAGCAUUUGCUACGUCUGAGCGAUUGUUCUGGGCACAAAUUAUGGCAUCCAUCUCAAUGGUUCCCACUGCUGGUCAGUCUCUCCGCUCAUUCUUCUUCAGAGCCAUUGGCACAGGUCUCGCUAUGGUCACUUCGCUCGUGGCCUGGUACAUUGUCGAUGAGCACACAGCGGGGAUUAUCGUCUUCUUCUUCGUCGUGCAGCACAUCGGCGCGUACAUUAUGCUCAAAUACCCCGUCUACAUUCAGGUAGGAGUGAUUUUCCAAAUCACCAACUCGCUCAUCGUUGGCUAUGAGCUAGAAGCCCGGAAAUUGGGGGUGGAUGUGGCGACAAGUAACGGGCAAGCGUACUAUCCCAUCUAUGUGCUUGGGCCGAUACGACUCGCAACCGUGUGUGCCGGCAUUCUCGUGGCCUGGAUCUUCACGUGGUUUCCAUAUCCGAUCAGCGAACACAACGUACUGCGGAAGCAGCUCGGGUCGUCACUCUACCUGCUGGCCAACUAUUACUCGGUCAUGCACGAGACGCUUCGCGUGAGGCUUCGGAAUGCACAAGGCGAUAUGGCUUCCAAACACAGUCCCGGACGCAGGCUGGAGAAAGCACGCAACAAGAUCUACUCCAAAGCCAGCUUGACCAUUGCCAGCCUUCGUGUGCAAGCUCAGGUGGUCAAAUUUGACAUACCCAUCGGAGGCAAGUUCCCACAAGAGCGGUAUUCGCGACUGGUGAACCAUUUGCAAAGCAUUCUCAAUUUCAUGUCUCUGGUCUCAGUGGCAUCAUACAGCUUUCAAGAGCUCCGUUCGGACCAGGGAAGUGAGCAUGGAUUUGCGUGGUUGCGCGACCUUGAAACCCUUCUCCGUAAUGCAAGUUACACCAGUGAGCAGGUCACCACUCUACUGACACUCCUGUCGGCCUCUAUCACCACCCAGCAAGCGCUGCCUCCGUAUUUGCGAGUGCCGGAGCCUUUUAGCUUAAGUCAGAAGCUGGACGACCUGGACCAGGACAUUCUGUCGAUACGACACAUUGCCGAGCCCGGGUAUGCAAGCUUCGCUGUGGUCCAGAUUGGGACCCGGUUCAUCUAUGAAGACUUGCAUCGGCUCGUGGCUGAGAUCAAGGAACUGGUGGGCGAGCUGGACUUCAGUUUCCACAUUGUCUCCACCUCUGAUCCUUCGAGAGAAGAAGAAGAAGAGAGGCUAGUCCUGACCAAGACACGGGACACUGGAGGCCGGCCGAAGCAGGACUGAGUGCAUCGGCUUUCAGUCUUCACGACGACUUUUUAGUAACAGACCACAGUGCGGCCAGCAUAUAGGAAGUCCUUAUCUCGAUCAUCACGGUGUUUUUUUUUUCUUCGAUUCCCCCUGGCAAGUGACAUGGUGGCCUCAACGCUGUCGCCUUGCUAGAGACUAUAAUAGAGUGGUAUUGAGCAGAAGCGAAGCCAAGAGAAACGGGCCGACAGCGAGAUUUGUGCGGGUAUUCUGUCGUCCAUAUGAGCUCAUGCGAUGUGUAGUUGCAACCGCGGACCCAUCAUGGAGGCCCUUGAUCGGAGCCCGAUUGACAACCGGGACGUUCGUCGGCGCCUUUGGGGCUUGGCCAAGUAUUCACUCCAACUCAAGCUUUGCAACGUGCUACGGCUCCUUGGUUCCAGAGAAAGGCGGAACACGUCUGUACCAGGAGUACGGC
Messenger RNA from Sphaerulina musiva SO2202, 3825 nucleotides. RefSeq lists its product as uncharacterized. The coding region runs from base 162 to 3389 and encodes 1075 amino acids. NCBI's taxonomy places the organism in Eukaryota, Fungi, Ascomycota, Dothideomycetes, Mycosphaerellales, Mycosphaerellaceae. The record is from RefSeq and is a predicted model, not a curated record. The transcript has 4 exons.